Saccostrea echinata is the source of this 1328-nucleotide messenger RNA. RefSeq lists its product as uncharacterized. NCBI's taxonomy places the organism in Eukaryota, Metazoa, Mollusca, Bivalvia, Ostreida, Ostreidae. Bases 125 to 1129 code for a protein of 334 amino acids. The record is from RefSeq and is a predicted model, not a curated record. The transcript is spliced from 6 exons.
GACGAUUUCGAAAUAAUAAAUAACAGGCAAUAUCCCAUGAGUACAAAGUAAUCCGUGUACAUCUUUAUUUCGAAGGAAAUAUAAAUUACGUUAUCGGCGUCCCGAGUUUAUAAAUUGACCAGAAAUGGCGGACGAACAGGGAAAGAAGUGUUUCUGUAUCAUAGCGGUAGCUGUUGGAAUACCCGCAUUGUUAAUAGUGAUCCUCAUACCAAUCAGCUUUUCAACAUUGGAAUAUUACGAGAUGGGAUUUGAACGACAGAAAUCAUCUGGAACCGUGGAUAAAUCGGAGGUGUACACCAACGGAAAAUUCUUCGUUGGUCCAGAUGUAGAAUUCAAGGUUUUCAGUUCAGAUGCACAUUUUGUCACCUUAAAGGACAUUGCCAUCUUCACGGCUGACAAGCUAGAGGUGAAAAUGACAGCAAAUUUACAGUACUUCCUCCGUAAAGACGAACUCGUGCUUCUUCACGACGCUUAUGAUACAGACUACCGAGACAUUAUAAAGAACAGUGCUCUGGACGCCGUGAAGGGCGCAACCACAGGGUAUAACACGAGAGAAUUGAUCACAAACAGAAAAGUGAUGGAGGAAACAGUAUAUAAGGCAGUACGUGACAGAUUAGGGGGCACCUGCUGUAGGCCCGACUGUUCUUCCUUUAGAUACGCAUGUCCUACUGGCUGUAAGCCGACAUCAACAUGUACUUCUGCUGAUAAAGGAUAUUACGUAGACGUCAAGUACUUCCAGCUAGGAACGAUAACUAUCCCCAGCGACGUCCAGAGCCAGUAUAUGAAAGCUUUAACGCUACAAGAGGAAGCCGACAGAGAAAAACUCCUUCAAGACGCACAAGUUGUCAGAAAGAACACUACAGCAAUGGUACAGGUAAUCAAGAACGAGGCUGCGGAAAUUCGAGAGAACGGAACAGCCAUUGCCAAUCUCAUAACAGUGACGUCACAAGCUAAUUAUACAGCCACCCUGGAAACGGCUCGUGCUGACGGACUGAAGGGGGUAUUCACUUCUUUAGGGUUCAGUCAACAACAGUAUAAGAGCAGCUUUGACUACCUAAAAACGCUCCGUGGAAUGGACAAGGCGCAUCUUACAGUUGACUUCCAGCAAAGAAUUGUGGGGAAUUUAUAGCAUUUGUAAAUGGAUUGUCUAUUUUUUUGUUAAAUACAAGUAUUUAUAUUUAUUAUGUUAAAUCUUAUUCAUUUCUUUUUGAGCAGAUUACUUCAAACUCUAAAAACACACCAAAAUUAAAUAGUAAUUUUUUUUCUAGUAAAAUUGUAAAAAUUGAAAUAUUUGACCAAAAAACUUGGGGUAAGCUUCUUAAAUUAAU